This is a messenger RNA of Topomyia yanbarensis, 8087 nucleotides long. Its product is annotated as ATP-dependent DNA helicase DDX11. Gene Ontology annotation, molecular function: DNA helicase activity; DNA binding; hydrolase activity, acting on acid anhydrides, in phosphorus-containing anhydrides. Gene Ontology annotation, cellular component: nucleus. The record is from RefSeq and is a predicted model, not a curated record. Gene Ontology annotation, biological process: nucleobase-containing compound metabolic process; establishment of sister chromatid cohesion. NCBI's taxonomy places the organism in Eukaryota, Metazoa, Arthropoda, Insecta, Diptera, Culicidae. The coding region runs from base 69 to 2699 and encodes 876 amino acids. The transcript is spliced from 4 exons.
GAUAAUCGUUCGGUUACUGUGCUAUUUCUAUUAGUGCAUAGAAAAUAACUAGUAUAAAUCAAUAAAAAAUGUUCCAACCGGAAACGCGGCUGUCCGCACCACCGUCUGGGCAAGAUUAUCUUUUCCCGUUUGCUCCCUACGACAUACAGCUAGAUUUAAUGCGGUCGCUCUAUUCGGUAGUGGAAUCCGGCCAAGUCGGUAUUUUCGAAAGCCCAACGGGAACGGGUAAAAGUCUAACGUUAACGUGUGCGGUGCUUAGCUGGCUGCGUGAUCACGAAGCUCUGAUGGAACGGGAACUAGUGGAACGCAUCGACCGGCUCAAAGAAGAUAUCGCCCAGCUGGAGCGCUCGACGGCUGGAGCAGUGGAUUGGAUAUCCGGUCAGUAUGAAACCAUCGGAGCGAAGAAGCAAUUGAGUGAGUUGAAAGGUGUGAAGGACCUAAGAGAUGAGUAUUAUAAGCGAUUGCAGGAGAUUAAAGAGAAAACGGCUGAGAUAAAAAAGAAAAGGAAUUUCAGUCGGAUUAAGAAAGAAUCUAACGACGGGCCAUUGCUGGAAGCGGACUCGGAUGGUACAGUUGGUGUUGAGGAGGACUAUAUGGUAGACUCUGACGAUGAUGAUAUGGAUCUUGCUGAUGAUGACGAGGGUGUGCGAUUUAGGCCUGUUCAAGUCAUAUUUUGCUCCAGAACGCAUUCCCAGCUAGGACAGGUGGUAAACGAAAUACGUCGUACCGAAUUCGGGAAGCAGAUCAGAUUAACGACACUUGCUUCGAGGCAGAAUCUUUGUAUUAAUCCGGAGGUUAAAAAAUUGAAAGGAAACUCGCUUAUCAACGAACGGUGUUUGGAGCUACAGAAGAAGUCUGGUAAAAAAAUUACUUCAGUAGACGAUGAUAAAAACGCUAAAAAGAAGCGAAAGGUGGCUGGCAGUUGCCCAUUCUACAAUCGUUCGGCUAUCGAAGAGCUGCGAAAUGAUGCCCUGUUUGAAAUUCAGGACAUCGAAGAACUGGUCGCCUUUUCCAAACAGGAAAAGGCCUGUCCAUAUUAUGCUUCUCGCGCAUCUGUUCCAGAUUCCCAGCUUCUUAUGGUACCGUACCAGAACUUGCUUCACCGAAAAACUCGUGAACAGACCGGAAUCGAUAUCAGAAACUCGGUUAUCAUAAUUGAUGAAGCUCACAAUCUAUUGGACACAAUAUCCAAUAUUCAUAGUCAGGAGGUGACGCUUGAGCAGCUUCAGCAAGCACGAUUACAUAUAAAUGCCUAUAAAACUCAAUAUUUCCCGCGAUUUUCCACGAAGAAUCUGUUGAAAAUCAACCAACUGCUGUUCGUUGCAACUCGUCUGUGCAAACUUUUGGAAAUACCUUCGAAAUGUAGCUCUGGCUCGCGCAUGGUCAAAACACACGAAUUAAUGAUGGAGGGUGAUUUUUUCAACCUUAACCUAGGGGAAAUUCUUCAAUUUGCGGAGAAGUCACGCAUAGCGCAGAAAAUUCAUGGCUUCGCCCAAAGUGUUCCAACGCCGGUUCUACUAAACACCCCGAAUAAGCGCCCCAAUGAAACAAAGAAAGGGACAAAUGCCGUUAGGGAAUAUCUGAAACAGUUGGAGAAGGGUAUCAGUAAGCCUUCAGCCGUGGUUGAAUCUGCACGGGGAAAUGAAAAACCUGACGCAGAGAUCCGGAAGGAAUCGGUACCUAACGCAAUUCGACCAUUAUUAGCCUUUUUGGAGUGUUUGGCGGAGAGUUUUGACGACGGGCGAGUCCUCAUGUCUUAUUCUGAGAAGGAUUCAAAACAGUCCAGUAUGAAGUACUUGCUGCUAAAUCCGGGAGCAAGGUUUGAAGAGAUUUUGACCAGCUGUCGGUCGCUCAUACUUGCUGGUGGAACAAUGCAACCUGUUGAAGAGUUGACUGAACAAUUGUUUAAACACUGUCCUGAACGGGUUCAGCUAAGAAGCUAUCGCCAUGUGGUUCCUCCGGACGCAGUUCUCCCGCUAGCUAUUUCAAAAGGUCCAUCUGGAAAAGAACUACUCUUCAACUAUAACAACCGUCAAAAUAAGGAACUGCUAAACGAAUUAGCAUCCACGCUGAUCAACAUCUGUCAGGUCGUCCCGAACGGAGUUGUUUGUUUCUUCAGUUCGUACGACUAUCUUGAGCGGUUCUUUGCAGACUUGCAGGAAAGUGGUCGUCUGGCACGACUGGAAGAACGGAAACGAGUAUUUCGUGAACCACGUGGCAGUGGUAAUGUCGAAAAAGUUCUGGCAGAUUACUCGAAAGCUGCUCGUCAAUGGUCCGGCUCACAAACGGGUGCCCUCAUGCUUAGCGUAGUCGGCGGGAAACUUAGCGAAGGGUUAAAUUUUGCCGACGAACUUGGUCGGUGUGUGGUGGUGGUUGGACUACCGUAUCCGAACCGUACCAGUCCGGAACUGGUGGAGAGAAUGCGGUAUCUGGAUAGGACCCUCAAACCUUCCGCUGGGAAUGAGUAUUACGAGAAUCUCUGCAUGAAGGCUGUCAAUCAGUGCAUUGGACGGGCGGUAAGGCAUAUCAACGAUUAUGCCAGUGUGGUUCUGUUAGAUGCCAGAUACGGCAGUAGUGAGAAGAUCCGGAAGAAGCUUCCGGUGUGGAUUUCCGAAGGGAUGAAAUGUGUCGAUCGGUACGGUCAGGCGCAUGGGAGCUUGGUGAAGUUCUUCAAAACUAAAAAUGGAAGCGAUAAAUAGAUAUUGGUUGCAAUAACAGUUGAAAGAGGACGUGAACAAAUUUGAAUUUCAAUUGCAAUAAAACUAUUGAUGAAUUAAGGUUAUAUAUUAAUCAAAUGACCGGCUUGCUAAUUUUGGCGGACAUGCCGCAGUUAAUUCGGAGCCUCACUUGAUCUAGAGCCCUGUUCUGACAGCCACGACAUUUCCAGUCUGUGCCACUUCUGCAAAGGUCCUAUCAAAGACCAAGAAUCUGAGCAAUAAAAGUACCCUAGCCCCGUCGGCGUUCCAACCGGCACAACAGGAUCAACGCCAGAAACAUCUUUAUUACGCGUACUGGUGAUGGCAAGCGUUCUCCGUUGACGUUUUUCAUGACCAGUAUGCCGUAAUCAGGACACGAAUCGUGAUUUGUACGGCGACUUUGACCUGAAAGGCUACUGAUGUCCUACUCCUUGAGCAAGGUAGGAUGACAGCGAUCUGAAGUGGCGAGUGGGCUAACAGUACUAUUACUUCCGUCUUGGCAAGUUUCCGGGUUAGUUCAAAACUCGUCACCAUUUAGUUGGUGGUACUAGGUUCGGUUGGAGUAUUCCCGAUUUUACGCCCAUUCGUAUGCUGUACACUACGUUCCAUGAAGGAUAGUGUCAACUCUAGCAUGACCUCACUGUUCGCAUAGAUAACGAUGGGAUCACAAGAGGACACUACGUACAACGGGUGGAGAUAGCGGCCCGGAAUUGGGACCCACCAGCAUGAUGACAUCCACAUAAAACAAAUGAGAUUGAAGUAGCAUUGAAGUUAAGCAGCUAGUGACGAGUACUAAAUCGGCCGUAUCAGCUGCUGAGCGCAGGCGGAAGGCACUUUUGACGAGAGCGGAAUCAGCCGAAAUAGCUCUGAUGGAAGCCGCAGAACACGCGACGGCAGAAACAAAGGUGACACCGAAUCGUCAUCACAAUACUCGCUCGCAGAAAAGAGAGAGUGACACGCCGGGGAACCGAAAAAGUAGAAGAGCUAGCGGAAGGGUACCAGCGACCAGAGGAACGUUGGGAAAGGCCGUGGUUGGUUUAUCGUGGGAAACCAGCGAAGCGGAGGGGACGGAAACAACAAGAAGAAAAGAAGAAGGAACAAGAGAAGAAGCCCCUGCUCGAGAGGCGAUGCACUGAUCAUUGAAGCGAACGAUACGACGUCCUACGCUGCUCUUCGCAAGGAACUGAGAGGGGACCCUACGCUGAAAGAGGUGGGAGAGAACUUUGUUAAAACAAGGUGCAAUCAGAAAGGCGAGAUGAUGCUAAAUCCUCGGUCAGCGAAACGAACGUGAGUGCCCUGUCGCAGGAAGCCAUAAUCAAAUGCAAGGGUCGAGACGAGAUAACGACCGUAGAAAAGCUGAAGGGUGCACUGAUCGAGCAGUGCAAACUAGAUGUACCGGCGACUCUCCGGAUUUGGAAAUCGUAUGGAGGCACUCAAACGGCGGCGCUUCGACUACCGGUUGCCGUUGUCAGCACACUGGCCGAGAUCGACAAGAUAAACCUUGGAUGGUCGGGUUACCAAUCAGAAGGAGCGAUGUUUCAGGUGCUUGGACCUCGCACAUCAUGUGAGGAACUGCAAGGGCCCGGGCAGGUCUGCACUGUGAAGAAACUAUGCAGAAAAGGGAGACCGCUCGAAGCAAUCAAGGUGCAUGAUCUGCAAACCGGAACACGGAAACGACCAUACGACGGGAGGCUUCAAAUGUCCUGCGUUCACAAAGGCGAGGGCAGGCUAACAUUGGUAGAGAUAACCCAGCUUAAUCUCAACCAUUGCGACAUUGCACAGCAUCUGUUGUGACAGUCGACAACAGAAACGAAGUGCGACAUUGUAAUUAGUGUAGAGCCUUUCCAUGUUCCUCUCGAUAACGGUGGUGGAUAGUGCAGGGAUAGCGGCAAUCCAAGUAAUGGGUGGUUUCCCUGUCCAAGAGGUGGUGGAUAACACACACGAAGGUUUCGUGAUCACCGGGAUCAACUGCGUAUUCGUCUGUAGCUGUAGCUGCUAUGCUCCCCCAAGAUGGACACCAGAGCAGCACAAUCGGAUGCUGGACGCACUAACCGACUCGUAAGUCGGACGAACGCCGGUUGUUAUAGGAGGAGACUUUAACGCUUGGGCCGUAGAGUGGGGUAGCAGGUUGACCAACGCAAGAGGUUACAGCUUGUUGGAAGCCCUGGCGAAGCUGGAUGUAAGACUGUUAAACGAACGUUCCUCUAGCACAUUCCGUAGAGACUGUCGAGAGUCCAUCAUCGACAUAACAUUCUGCAGUCUUUCGCUGAUGGAUAAUAUGAACUGGCGAGUUAGUGAGCAGUACACACAUAGUGAUCACAAAGCGAUCCACUACACCAUUGGUCGGCGAAAUUGUACGGCAACGCCGAGAGUGAGGACUGGCGAGCGGAAGUGGAAAGUAAUGGACUUCGACAAGGACCUUUUUGUGGAAGCACUUCGUGCUGACAGCGUCACUCCAAUCCUGAGCAUCGAUGAGCUGUCGGAAACAGUAGCGAGGGCAGGAAAAUGGAGCCGAGGAAGUACCGGCGUACUGGUGGAACGAAAGGCUCUGCAUCCUCCGGGCUGUCUGCUCAAAAGACAGAAGACGCGUUCAGAGUGCAAGAUCUGAGGCAGUUAGAGAAGAGUAACAUUCCGGGCGACCAGGGCCGCUUUUAAACGCGAGCAAGUCUACCAGCUACAAGGAGCUGUGCAGAAAAGUAGACGCUAACCCCUGGGAUAAUGCUUGCCGUGUCGUUAUGGCCAGGACCAAGGGUCCAAUGACGCCAGUCGAAAUGUGCGCCGAUAAACUGAAAAUUAUCGUGUAGCACGACCCAACCGCAUGGCCACCUACACCGUACGUUGAUGCAGACGGAAAUGGAAAUGCUGAUAACAAUCGAGUUUCCAACGACAAGCUCCUUAUUGUGGCAAAAGGGCUGAAAGCGAGGAAAACUCCCGGAACGGAUGGUAUCCCCAAUGUGGCGCUGAUGACCGCGAUCCUGGCGUUUCCGGACAUGUUUAAGAUAAUCCUACAGAAAUGCUUGGACGAUGGCUACUUCCAGGAUAGAUGGAAAAUCCAGAAGCUGCUGUUGCUGCCAAAACCAUGAAACCAACCAUCAGGAGAUCCAGCAUUGUAUCGGCCUAUAUGUCUGCUCGAAAGUCUUGGUAAACUUCUGGAAAAGCUCAUCCUCAACAGGCUGUAAACUUACGCUGAAAGUAAUAGCGGAUUAUUGCAGAGGCAGUUCCGGAAAGGGAUAUCGACGGUGGACGCUAUCUGCACAGUUAUCGUGAGCGCGAUAAACCUGAAGAGAUACCUGAUUCCAGAGUUUCUGUGCAAGGUUCUGAAAAGUUACUUCCAGAAUCGAGUACUGGUCUACAAAACGAACAUGGGGCCGAGGUCGAUUAGGGUCACGGCGGGAGUACCUCGAGGAUUCAUACUCGGCCUGACGCUCCGGAAUACAAUGUACAACACUGGAAUUGCGCAGGGGAGUUGAGUCAAGUUGCAGCUGGCUCACUACAAGACCAAGGUAGUGCUGGACAGCAACUGUAAAAAAAUCCAGCGUGUCGUCAGUGUUGGGGGACAAUUUGUCCCAUCGAUGCGUGCGCUGAAGCACCUGGAUGUGAUGGUCAACGAUCGGUUAAAAUAGAACAGCCAUGUCGACUAUUUAUGUAAGAAGGCUGCGAGGACAACUAGUGCAUUAGAAAGGAUCAUGUCGAAUCACGGAGAGGCAAGAGGCAGCACGAGACUACUCCUGGUGGGUGCCGGAGUAAAGUAGAUCUACCGCUGGGGAGCAGUGGAGUAGUACGCGACGCUAUACCGAGUUCGAGCCAUCGAGGCGCCAGUGAACCGGGCGUCAGGCACCAUCGGAAUCAUCAGACCGGCCUCGUCACCCUACUGAGUAGCUCGUGAGUAGCCUACAACCGCUCCCGGGUACUAGAUCGAGUAGAAUGCGUCGAACAGCCAGCAGCGGAUCGUUGGGGUGCCAGUGAACUGGAAGUUACGCUCCACCUGGAAUCGCUGGACAGACAUCGGCACCUAUUGGCUUGACUGUUGAGUAGGUUGAGUCCACCGCCCUGGACUAGAUCGAGUAGACUGGGACGAAGCGUAGAGCUAAAAGUCUCACGAAAGGCAUUGGUACCAAGAGAAAUUCCGCCGCCGGGGAACUCUCAGUCGGAGUAUGGUAGUUUCACCGCCGGAUAUCGAUAAACUUACUUUACCUUACCGUUCAGGCUAGAGCCUUAUUGUCGAAGGGUCCGCAGGUUGUCCUCUAUCUGGUCGAUCCACCGUGCUCGCUGUGCGCCCCAUCUUCUUGUUCCUGUAGGGUCGUCCUCAAGAAUUAUCUUCACCGGGUCGUCGUCUGACCUUCUUACGACGUGUCCAGCCCACCGCAAACGUCCAUUUUUUGCGGUAUGUGCGAUGGAUGGCACUUUCAGCAGCUGAUGCAACUCAUGGUUCAUUCGCCUGCGCCACGUUCCGUCUUCCAUCUGCACACCACCAUAGAUGGUGCGCAGCACCUUUCGUUCAAAAGCUCCAUGAGCAUAGUCUUCGGAAUUCGUCGGCCAUCUCGAUUUCGUCACGGUCAGUGGCGUAGCCAGGGGGGGGGGGUUUUGGGGGUUAAAACCCCCCCCAAACCAAAAUUAAUUGGAUUGAAAAAAAAUUGAUGCUGGCGAAUUUAAUUUAAUAUUCCACAAAAUAUUUUUGGAAAAAUAUUUUCUGAUCACUACAUUGAGAACUGUGUUUAAAGCGUCAUGAGAACUUUUGGAAAAUUGUGGGAAGGGGAUCUUGUAACUUAUCUCUUAGCCAAAAUCCCAUAGUUGUCAAAUUACUUCAAUGUAAAAUAAAAUAACUGUCUGAAUUAUUAUGAGCUCAUUUUUGGAAAGAUGCUUCAAAAUAUGGAUUAGAGACAAUUUUUCGAAAGGGAAUCUAAAUUUGAAUAGGUUGAUUGCAUAUAAAACAUAAGCUUAUUUACCGAAAACUUGCAUACAUUUCAACAUUUGCUGAAAAUGUAUUUUUUUUAGAUUGUGUAGAGCUUAGACAACAAUUCAAGUUGAAAGCUGAUGUAAUUUUGUCUCUAGCAGGUCAGGAUCGGUUUUGGAUUUUUGUUGUAUUAUCAACUAUAUGAAUAGCCUCUUAGCAGGAUGCAAUGAAUGGCGUACUAAAAUUUUGUGUGCUACGUACUAGUACUGCAAGUUGUGAGGUUGACUAAUGAAGAAAAGUAAAAUUAAUGCUCGAUAAAUUUUUAACGGUCACUAUCACAUUCAUUCGAAACUGCCAAAUUUCGAUGUUAAGUAACAUUGAAGAAUUUCAAAACGUAAAACUGUUCAUCUGCUGAUAGAAUAAUUUUGACGGUUAAUCCUCCUAGAAGUAAUUAUACUUUGUUGCGUUUCGGCUUCGCCUCUUCAGAAACCGACACU